CUUCCAAUUUUCCUCAACCUUGGUCUCCGGCGGCAACGCAAUUGAAGAAAGUCAAAAUCAUUGUGGGUGUUGGUCCUACUGCUACUACACACUAGUAUUUUACUUCUGCACAUGCCUCUGUAGCAGCCAAAGCUCCGCUUUCAUUUCCAAUGGGUACUCUGUUCCUCAUUUUUCUUCUCUCUCUGGCCAUUCAUUCUCCACCUUCGUCUUCAACCUCCGACUCUUUGAGUUUGAGCAGAGGCUCCUCCCUCUCUGUUGAGAAACCAGAAGAUGUGUUAGUUUCAGCUGAUGGUGUUUUCACUGCUGGCUUUCACCAAGUCGGCAACAACUCAUUUUGCUUUGCCAUUUGGUUCACCGAGCCUUCAUCAUCUGACCACUACCAAAACCGCACAAUAGUUUGGAUGGCCAACCGAGACCAACCGGUGAAUGGGAAACGCUCAAAGCUCUCCCUCCUAAAAACUGGUAAUCUCAUCUUAACUGAUGCUGGUCAGUCCAAUGUUUGGGCCACAACCACCACUUCACUCUCACCAGUGCACUUAACCUUACAAAAUUCUGGUAGCCUGGUUUUACAGAAGUCGGAUCAUUCUGUUUUAUGGCAAAGCUUUGAGUUCCCAACUGACACCCUUCUUCCGCACCAACCACUCACCAGGAACACAAUUCUUGUCUCCAUGAGAAGCCAGAGCAACUUCUCCUCUGGUUUCUAUAAGCUUUUCUUCGACAAUGACAACCUCCUCCGUCUACUCUAUGAUGGCCUUCAGACUUCAAGUGUCUAUUGGUUUGAGCCAUGGCUUGCAGGCCAGGAUGCUGGAAGGUCCACAGACAAUAGCAGUAGAAUUGCAGUGCUAGAUUCAUUGGGCAAUUUUACUUCAUCUGAUAAAUAUACACUAAUGGCAGCUGAUUAUGGUGCGAAGUCACAGAGAAGAUUGACUGUUGAUUCUGAUGGAAAUGUUCGGUUGUAUAGCAGGAAAAAGCCAGGAGACAAAUGGGCUGUUUCAGGGCAAGUCAUUUCCGAUCCAUGUAAGAUUCAUGGCGUUUGUGGAGUUAAUAGCGUCUGUAGCUAUGAUCCUGGUCAUGGUAGGAAAUGCUCUUGCAUUCCAGGUUACCGUUUGAUCAACCAUACUGAUUGGAAUUAUGGUUGUGAGCCUCAAUAUAAUUACACUUGCAGCAAAGGUGAGUCCACUUUCUUUAAACUUUCAAAGCUUGAGUUUUUCGGGUAUGAUUAUGGCUACUUCACGAAUUACACCUACGAGGAUUGUGAGAACUUGUGCUUGAAACUAUGCAACUGCAAAGGAUUUCAGUACUCUCGUAUCCCUGGCAAACCGACUUAUAGCUGUUACCCGAAGACGGUGUUACUCAAUGGAUACAGAUCACCUAGCUUUUUUGGAGACUUGUAUUUGAGACACAGGCUUCUUGUUUAUGAGUACAUGGAACAUGGUUCCUUGGCACAAAAUUUGUCUUCCAAUGUGCUUGAUUGGGAAAAGAGGUUUGAGAUUGCUGUGGGCACAGCAAAAGGUCUUGCUUAUCUGCAUGAGGAGUGCUUGGAGUGGGUUUUACACUGUGACGUUAAGCCUCAAAACAUACUCUUAGAUUCUAAUUACCAACCAAAAGUAGCAGAUUUUGGCCUCUCCAAGCUAUUCAACAGGGGCGGCCUUAAAAAUUCAAGUUUUUCAAGGAUAAGAGGAACCAGGGGUUACAUUGCUCCAGAGUGGGUGUACAAUCUACCUAUUACAUCAAAAGUGGAUGUAUACAGCUAUGGGAUUGUUGUGUUGGAGAUGGUGACCGGAAAGAACCCGACAAUGGGCGUGGAUGUCAUUGAUGGUGAGCAAAGAAGGCUGAUCCUGUGGGUGAGGGAGAAGGUAAAUGGAACUAUUGAUAUUGCGUCAAGGAUGGGAGAGAUCAUAGACCCUUCUUUUGAAGGUAAUUAUGAUGUGAAAAAGAUGGAGAUUUUGUUGGAAGUGGCUUUACAUUGUGUCGAGGAAGACAAAGAUGCAAGACCUACCAUGAGCCAAGUCGUUGAGAUGCUUCUGCAGCUUGAGAAAGACGAAUCUCAUUAGAGUGCAACAGUGAGUGAUGGCUUGCUGUCCUGGGUCCGUUGUCAUGGUAUUAUUAAGCACUACAUAUCACAUCUAAAUAUAGUUUAUUUUUAUUUUCUUUCAACUGUCAGUUGUCAUGGUCUUAAAGGCUGGUUCCCAAUAUAGUUUCUUCAUGUUCUGUUCCUGUAAGCUGUAACACAAAAGUCAUCUUUAACUUACCUUUCUGUUUCCCCAUUUUGAAAGCUAUAGAUGUAUUAUUUCCAUGCAAGUAUGGAAUGGAUUACAAUUUUUGUAUUCUAAAAAAUAUAUAUAAAAAAAUGUAGU
Molecule: messenger RNA, 2357 nt
Organism: Prunus mume (Japanese apricot)
Lineage: Eukaryota; Viridiplantae; Streptophyta; Magnoliopsida; Rosales; Rosaceae
Source: RefSeq, a predicted model, not a curated record